AUGAGUCUCAGAACAUUGCGUCAAAGACUGUGCACGGCCACAUUUCUAACAAUAACCUUCCCAUUUUGGUUCCCUCCCUACCAUCAGCAUGCCCUGAAUAGAGGCGUUCAACCGCCAUUGCACCCCAGUCGUCAUGAACCAUCGCCUCGGGAGAUCGCCGCAAACUCAACUUUGGGGUUUGAGAAGAUUCUGGCGGUGCCACUGAAGCCCAGUUGGCGGACUCGUGGUCUCAUAGCCGCCGCGGAACUGACAGGACUCAGCAUAGAGGUUCCUGAGCAGCCCUAUAACACAGACGAUCUAAUUCGCGCGUUCGAGGGCAUCGACAAUACCCAUCUGCAACAGGGCAUCCAUCUACGGCAUGGAUCUGCAAGGGCAUGGCUGGCGCAUCUUGACGUGAUGAAGUACAUCGUCGCUUCCGGUAUCUCGAGCGCAUUUAUCAUCGAAGAUAAUAUCGACUGGGACACCGAUAUCAAAACUUCAUUGAAGUUGGUUUCUGGCACCGUGAGGAAGUUCAUGCAGACUCCAAUUGCCAGCGCCAGUCCGUCCGGAUACGGAUGGGAUGUGGUGUGA
Molecule: messenger RNA, 570 nt
Organism: Exophiala aquamarina CBS 119918
Lineage: Eukaryota; Fungi; Ascomycota; Eurotiomycetes; Chaetothyriales; Herpotrichiellaceae
Exons: 2
Coding region: 1-570 (189 amino acids)
Source: RefSeq, a predicted model, not a curated record